AUGUCUACCACCGGAAAACAGCUGUCUAGUUCGUCUGGAUCUCUUGUCUCAACGUCAUCUUCAACGACGGUGUCACCAUACACUCUGUCCAGCUCCGACAACCCGAGUACCGUGAACUCCUAUGUUCUGUUGAAUGGAGAAAAUUACAAUGAGUGGUCUGCAGAGAUGUUGAAUGCUCUUCAAGCCAAGAGAAAAACUGGUUCUGUUGAUGGGUCUAUCACGAAACCUUCAAGCGAUGAUCCUAACUUCGAGAAUUGGAAGACGGUGAAUUCGAUGAUUGUAGGUUGGAUUCGAGCCUCGAUCGAGGUCAAGGUGAAAUCAACUGUUACGUUUAUCUCUGAUGCUAACCUUUUGUGGGAUGAAACGGAUGAGUUGAAGACUUAUCAAGCAAGUGCAGUAUGUCCUCAUGGUUCAACUAUGUCUACACUGAUCAAAGAACGAGACAAUGAAAAGUUUCAUCAGUUUGUCAUGGGACUCGACAAUUCACGUUUUGGUGGGAUAUGUACAAGUAUGAUUAAUAUGGAUCCACUUCCGUCUCUCGGUGUUGCCUACUCCAAAGUAAUACGAGAAGAACAACGACUUGCUUCUUCACGACAUCAGGAACAAUGGCAGGAGGCUGUGGGUUUUGUCGUACAUCGCGAGUUGGUUUCUCCAUCCAUGAUCGCUGAGAAUCAACCUGUGAAUCGUGUGGAAUCCUCUAUUGUCAGGUCUCGUCCUGUGUUGUGCUCACAUUGUGGUCGGACGGGGAAUGAAAAGAAGGAUUGUUGGUCUCUAGUUAGUUUCCCUGACUGGUGGAUGGAUCGUAAUGGUGCUGGUCGCGGCUCCGGUGGUCGUGGUAGCAGUGGUCGAGGCGCUGAAAUAACCUCUACUAAUAGUUCUGAUAAGUUAUCUGGUAAGCCAAAGUUUGGCGAUGUUAUCCUUGAUAUGACUGGGAACCUUACACUCUUGACUAACAUUGGUCCUAUUUCACCUUGUUCGGACCGUUUUUCGAGGACUUUGAUUGGAAGAGGUGAAGAGUGUGAUGGGGUUUACUAUCUGACGGAUGUUGCAACCGUAAAGAUUCACAUAGUUAAUGUCUCUUCUGAUCAAGCUUUGUGGCAUCAACGGUUGGGUGAUCCAAGUUAUUCGGUGCUUUCGGUUUUGCCUAUGGUUUCUGUUUCUGGUUCUUCUAAUAGCUAUUUGUCUUGUGACGUGUGUUUUCGAGCUAAGCAAACUAGAGAAGUUUUUCCUGAUAGUAUCAAUAAAGUUUCAGAUUGUUUUUCUUUAAUUCAUUGUGAUGUGUGCGGACCGUAUCGUGUUCCCUCUUCUUGCGGUGCAGUUUAUUUCUUGACUAUUGUCGACGAUUUCUCAAGAUCAGUGUGGACAUAUCUAUUGCUUGAGAAAUCAGAAGUGCAUACUGUUCUUACUAAUUUUCCAGCAUACACCGAUAAAAAGUUUGGCAAGCCAGUCAAAACAGUUCGUAGUGACAAUGAGACAUAA
Molecule: messenger RNA, 1479 nt
Organism: Camelina sativa (false flax)
Lineage: Eukaryota; Viridiplantae; Streptophyta; Magnoliopsida; Brassicales; Brassicaceae
Source: RefSeq, a predicted model, not a curated record